AUGCGCUCCGACGGCCCGGCGAUGGCGGCGCCGGAGGAGCCCUUGAGGAGGCGGAAGGCCGGGGCCGCGGGCCUGGCGCCUGAAUCUCCGCCAGGGCCGGGGCGCGACCCCGCGGGCUGCCCAGCCCGCCUCCGCGCGGGCACCUUCUGGCUGACCAGGAUCGUGCUCCUGAAGGCCCUCGCUUUCGUUUACUUUGUGGCAUUCUUGGUGGCCUUCCAUCAGAACAAGCAGCUGAUUGGAGACAGGGGACUGCUGCCCUGCAGAGUGUACCUGAGGAGUGUGCAGCAGCACUUCCGUGGGCAAGUCAGCUGGGAGACCGUGAGCUAUGCCCCCACCGUCCUCUGGCUGCUGGACUGGUCUCACAUGGACUUCAACCUGGAUGCGCUGGCUCUUCUCGGGCUGGGCAUCUCCUCUUUCAUCCUGGUCUCCGGCUGUGCCAAUAUGGUUCUCAUGGCUGCUCUCUGGGUCCUCUACACAUCCCUGGUCAACGUGGGGCAGAUCUGGUAUUCAUUUGGAUGGGAGUCCCAGCUUCUGGAGACGGGCUUCCUGGGGAUUUUCCUGUGCCCUCUCUGGACUCUGUCUCCAUUGCCCAGGGGGACCCCCACGUCCCGGAUUGUCCUGUGGGGCUAUCGGUGGCUGAUUUUCAGAAUCAUGCUCGGAGCGGGCCUGAUCAAGAUCCGGGGGGACCAGUGCUGGCGGGACCUCACCUGCAUGGACUUCCACUACGAGACGCAGCCGGUGCCCAACCCCGUGGCCUACUUCCUGCACCACUCCCCAUGGUGGUUCCACCGCUUCGAGACCCUCAGCAACCACUUCCUGGAGCUCGUGGUGCCCUUCUUCGUCUUCCUCGGACGGCAGAUGUGCAUCCUCCACGGAGCCCUACAGAUCCUGUUCCAGAUGGUCCUCAUCAUCAGCGGGAAUCUGAGCUUCCUGAACUGGCUGACCAUCGUGCCCAGCCUCGCCUGCUUCGAUGACGCCACUCUGGGCUUCCUGUUUCCCUCGCGGCCCGGCUGCCUCAAGGACCAAGUCCUGAGGAUGCAGGAAGAGGAAGCUCGAGGGGCCAGGGCCCCACGGACACGCGCAGGCAGCGUGGCACGGCACACGGUCAACCUGGCGCUGGGCGUCCUGGUCGCCUGGCUCAGCGUCCCCGUGGUCCUCAACUUGCUGAGCCCCCGGCAGGUCAUGAACAGCUCCUUCAACCCUCUCCGGAUCGUCAACACAUAUGGGGCCUUCGGCAGCAUCACCAAGGAGCGCACAGAGAUCAUCCUGCAGGGCACCGCCAGCCCCAAUGCCAGCGCGCCAGACGCCAAGUGGGAGGACUACGAGUUCAAGUGCAAGCCCGGUGACCUGAGGCGGCGGCCAUGCCUCAUCUCCCCGUACCACCACCGCCUGGACUGGCUUAUGUGGUUCGCCGCCUUCCAGACCUACGAGCACAACGAGUGGAUCAUCCACCUGGCGGGCAAGCUCCUGGCCAACGACGCCCAGGCCCUAUCCCUGCUGGCCCUUAACCCCUUCGCAGGCAGGGCACCCCCCAGGCCUCCCUGUUCCCUGAGACACAGCAAGAUUGAAAUUAAGCCAAUUAAUAACCCUACAGUGGCCUCUAAGUGUUCAAGUGAAAGGAAGAGUUGCAUGUCUCUCACUUUAAAUCAAAAGCUGAAGAUGAUUAAAUUUAGUGAGAAAGGCAUGUCAAAAGUCAAGGUAAUCCAAAAGCUAGCCCUCUUGCACCAAACAGCCAAGUUGUGAAUGCAAAGGAAAAGUUCUUGAAGAAAAAAGUGCCACUCCAGUGAACACAUGAAUGAUAAAGUGAAACAGCUUUAUUGCUGAUAUGGAGAAAGUUUUAGUCUAGAUUGAAGAUCUAACUAGCCACAACAUUCCCUUAAACCAAAGUCUAAUUUAGAACAAGGCUAACUCUCUUCAAUUCUAUGAAGGCUGAGAGAGACAAGGAAGCUGCAGAAGAAAAGCCUGAAGCUGGCAGAGGUUGGUUCGUGAGGCUGAAGGAAAGAACCCGUCUCCAUAAAAUAAAAGUGCAAGGUGAAGCAGCAAAUGCUCAUGUAGAAGCUGCAGCAAGGUAAGUUCUUAUCCAGAAGAUCUAGCUGAGAUCAUCAAUGAAGGUGGCUGCACCAAACAACAGAUAUUCAAUGUAGACGAGACAGCCUUCUAUUGGAACAAGAAGCCAUCUAGGACUUUCACAGCUAGAGAGAAGUCAGUGCCUGGCUUCAAAGCAUCAAAGGACAAGCUGA
This is a messenger RNA of Balaenoptera musculus (blue whale), 2240 nucleotides long. It is a transcript of the gene LMF1, whose product is annotated as lipase maturation factor 1. NCBI's taxonomy places the organism in Eukaryota, Metazoa, Chordata, Mammalia, Artiodactyla, Balaenopteridae. Gene Ontology annotation, molecular function: DNA binding. The record is from RefSeq and is a predicted model, not a curated record. Gene Ontology annotation, biological process: protein maturation. The transcript has 11 exons. Gene Ontology annotation, cellular component: endoplasmic reticulum membrane. The coding region runs from base 1 to 1743 and encodes 580 amino acids.